This is a messenger RNA of Bombyx mori (domestic silkworm), 426 nucleotides long. RefSeq names its product skin secretory protein xP2-like. NCBI's taxonomy places the organism in Eukaryota, Metazoa, Arthropoda, Insecta, Lepidoptera, Bombycidae. The record is from RefSeq and is a predicted model, not a curated record. Bases 1 to 426 code for a protein of 141 amino acids. The transcript is spliced from 3 exons.
AUGGCUGAGUUGCGGACCAUGGUGGCCGACCUCAUGGAGCGGCAACGCAGCUCGGCCCCUGCCCCUCCUCCGCCUGAAGCGGAAGAAAACCAGAAAGCUGAGGAGCAGAGACGGCAGCUCCUAAUACUCGAGGCAAGAAGUUCAACCGUCGAGCGCGCAAGACCGCCCCUUGCUCACGAGGCGGAAAACGAGGCCCCUAUACCGGCACCCCGCAGGAUUGUGGCCGCAAAAACUUAUAGCGGCCCCAAGAAGUCAGCCACACCUGCGAAGAUUCCCGCUGCGACUGCCUCCACGUCUGCAGCUGCGAGGGCUUCGAAACCAGCCCCCGCAAAGAAACCGACGUCCGCUCCUGCCCCGCGUACAGAAGAUUUAGGUUUUAAGAAACUAGAGGAAGCUCAAAAAGAAUAUAGUAAAUUGGAGUGUUGA